Triticum turgidum subsp. durum (durum wheat) is the source of this 261-nucleotide messenger RNA. The record is from the annotation of a GenBank genome assembly. Lineage: Eukaryota; Viridiplantae; Streptophyta; Magnoliopsida; Poales; Poaceae.
AUGCCCAGCAAUAUCAUCAAUUCAACAAGCAGCAAUAUCAUCAAUUCAACAAGCAGUUACUCGAAAUUCCAUCGCCCCAAAUGGCAUAGGAUACCUCGGGCGUCCAACUUCUGGCAUAAGUUUUUGUGCAUACAAAAAUUUAGGAACCUAAACCACAAGGGCAAAUGGAAGGCACCUUUGAUCGGUAAUCCAGAGUACAUGGAUGAUUCUUACACCUAUGCUUUUGAUAGGCUGAUGCACAUUGGCGUUGAGCCAAGGUAG